Molecule: messenger RNA, 2154 nt
Organism: Penicillium brevicompactum
Lineage: Eukaryota; Fungi; Ascomycota; Eurotiomycetes; Eurotiales; Aspergillaceae
Product: glutamine-dependent NAD(+) synthetase
Exons: 4
Coding region: 1-2154 (717 amino acids)
Biological process (GO): NAD+ biosynthetic process
Cellular component (GO): cytoplasm
Molecular function (GO): ATP binding; glutaminase activity; NAD+ synthase (glutamine-hydrolyzing) activity
Source: RefSeq, a predicted model, not a curated record
AUGGGCCAUCUGGUGACUCUAGCAACAUGCUCCCUCAAUCAGUGGGCUCUCGACUUUGAGGGCAACGCAGAGCGCAUUAUUGAAAGUAUCCGACAGGCUAAAGCUGCCGGCGCUACCCUGCGUGUUGGUCCGGAGCUUGAGAUUACCGGAUAUGGCGUUCUCGACGGAUUCCUUGAAGGUGAUACCUUUUUGCACUCUUGGGAGAUGCUCGCCCGCAUCAUCGACCACCCAGAUUGCCAGGACAUUGUGGUCGACGUGGGGCUGCCAGUCCGUCACCGGAACGUGCGCUACAACUGCCGAGUGAUUUUCUAUAACCGGAAGAUCAUCUUGAUCAGACCUAAGAUGUGGCUUGCCAAUGACGGCAACUAUCGCGAGCACCGACACUUCACACCUUGGCAGCGUCCACAAGAGGUGGAGGAUUAUUAUUUGGAAUCAAUUGUUGGAAAGAUCACCGGGCAAUACAAGGUGCCCUUUGGUGAUGCGGUUAUUAGCACCAGAGACACUUGUCUUGGUCUUGAGACUUGCGAGGAGCUGUUCACUCCAAAUGGCCCUCACGUGCCCUACGGUCUCGCCGGAGUCGAGAUCAUCUCCAAUUCUUCUGGCAGCCACCACGAGUUGAGGAAACUUGACACCCGUGUGAACUUGAUCACUCAAGCUACGAAAUUGAGCGGUGGUAUCUACCUCUACGCGAACCAGCAGGGAUGUGAUGGCGAUCGCCUGUACUAUGACGGAUGUGCCAUGAUUGUCGUCAAUGGUGAUGUUGUUGCUCAGGGCUCUCAGUUCUCGUUGAAUGACGUUGAAGUCGUUACUGCUACAGUAGACAUUGAGGAAGUUCGAACCUACCGCUGCAGUGCCAGCCGUGGCAUGCAAGCGAGCAAACAGUCGCCCUAUGUCCGUCUGGAUCUCGAUAUCAGACUUUCUCGCCGCGGCGAAGAUGCUGAGCCUAGUUUGGCCACUUCACAGCCCAUCAAGCCUCACUUCCAUGCUCCCGAGGAGGAAAUUGCCCUGGGCCCCGCUUGCUGGCUGUGGGAUUAUCUUCGGAGAUGCGGUGCGGCUGGCUUCUUCCUACCUUUGAGUGGUGGUAUUGACAGUUGCGCUACUGCGAUCAUUGUACACUCCAUGUGCCGUGAAGUCCUCAAGGCGGUUCGUCAGGGCAACGAGCAAGUCAUCAAGGAUGUCCGUCGUCUUUGCGCGAAGCCAGCGGACUCAGACUGGCUUCCUACUACCACCCAGGAGAUUUGCAAGUGUAUCUUCCACACCAGCUACAUGGGCACACAGAACUCGGGCCAUGAGACACGAGACAGAGCGACUCGACUGGCUGGAGAUAUUGGGUCCUACCACAUUGACUUUAACUUUGAUACUGUCAUCACCUCCAUCAUGAAUCUCUUCACGGUGAUUACCACCUUCCAACCCCGAUUCAAGAUGCACGGCGGCUCCCCUGCUGAGAACGCCGCUUUGCAAAACGUGCAAGCCCGUCUCCGCAUGGUGCUGUCAUAUCUCUUUGCUUCAUUGCUACCCACAGUCCGCCAGCGCCCCGGAGGAGGUGGUCUGCUGGUUCUUGCCUCCUCGAACGUCGAUGAAUGUCUUCGAGGCUACCUCACCAAGUACGACGCCAGCUCUGCGGAUCUCAACCCCAUCGGAUCCAUCAGCAAGGUUGAUCUGAAGAAGUUCAUUUCCUGGUCCGGCGAAAGCUUCCAGCUUCCUAUCCUCGAGGAAUUCAUCAACGCAACACCCACAGCCGAGCUGGAACCUAUCACCCAUGACUAUGUUCAAUCUGAUGAGGCCGAUAUGGGUGUCACAUAUGCCCAACUGGGUGUCUUCGGAUACUUGAGAAAGGUUUCCAAGCUGGGCCCCUACUCUAUGUAUGAGAAGCUCCUUCAUCUGUGGGGCAACGAGUACAGUCCUCGUGAGAUUUAUGAGAAGACAAGACACUUCUUCUACUACUACUCAAUCAACAGACACAAGAUGACUGUGAUCACACCCAGCUACCAUGCUGAGCAGUACUCUCCUGAGGAUAACAGGCACGAUCUUAGACAAUUCUUGUAUCCCCCCUUUACAUGGGCUUAUAAGAAGAUGGAAGAUAAUGUGAAGUAUUGGGAAUCGAAGGGGUGGACUACUGCCAAGGGGCAGAAGAAAAGCGUCAAGGCUGAUUAG